GCUGCUGGAGGAAAGCCAUCCUCGCGCAAAAAUGGCGGCGCUCAAGUGGGGUUGGGGUGCAGUGUUUAUUUGGAUUUUUGUCGGUUUAUUACUCAUUUGUGAUUGUGACAGUGUUGAAAAUUCAAACGAGUCCGAUGGAAAUAAGGAAGUCGAUCAGAGCGUGUCACAGCACGGUGAAGAAAGCAGCAAUGAGGAGGUUCAGGGUGAAAAGCAGCAGUGGCAGAUGACAGACUUUGGGAUAAACGAUGCACUUGAAGAUAACAAAGCUGACUCUGGGAUGAAUGAUUCUCCUGGAGAAGGCAGAACUUUCACACCACCGCCUGCUAAAGACCACUUUCAGGAGGAACUGGUGAUUCGGCCCCUCCAUUCAGGAGACAUCUAUGCGAGUUUCCAGUUUCACACACAGUUGGACACAGAUUUUGUGCAAGAAGCCAAAAAAGUGUCCCACUACCGUCUGUUCCCAAAGUCUCUGGGCCAGGUGCUGUCUAAAUUCUCGGUGCGAGAGCUGCACAUCUCCUUCACGCAGGGCUACUGGAGGACCAUGCAGUGGGGGCAGCCAUUCAUUCCUGCUCCUCCUGGAGCUGAGCUCUGGGUUUGGUUCCACAACACAGUGCUGGAUGUUGAUGAGAACUGGAAGGAGCUCACCAAUGUUCUGUCAGGCAUCUUCUGUGCUUCUUUAAAUUUUAUUGACUCAACCAACACGGUAGAGCCAACUGCCUCUUUCAAACCCCUGGGACUGGGAAAUGUGACUGAUCAUCGUUUCCUUCGUUAUGCUACAUUGCCACGGGAAAUUGUCUGUACAGAGAAUCUGACCCCUUGGAAGAAGCUUCUUCCUUGUGGCUCCAAGGCUGGACUGGCUGUGCUAAUGAAGUCUGAGAAGCUUUUCCACAGCAGUUUUCACUCGCAGGCUGUGCAUAUUAGACCCGUCUGUCAGGAUUGGCAGUGUUCAGGGACAGCAUGGGAAUUAAGACAGACCCUCAGUGUGGUGUUUGAUCUCUACACCUCUGGCCAGGGCAAAAAGGAUUGGUCCCUUUUCAAGAUGUUCUCUCGCACUCUGACUGAAGCUUGCCCUCUCGCAUCUUCUAGCAAAAUCUAUGUGGAUGUCACAGACAACCCUGAGGGUGAGCUGUUUGACCUGAGCCCAGCCACACCGGUCCUCAACACGACUGUAGUUCUGGGGGAUCGCAGGACUUAUGCCGUGUAUGAUCUAACCAAAGCAGAGACUUUUGGCCAGCUACGUUCUCUCAAUCUCUUAAUGCGCUGGAAAGGGGAAGGUGGAGAUAUGCUGCGUCCACUGCUCCAUGCAGAGCGCUAUGUGGCAGGAUUUGGACUCCAGACGGGCGAGAUACACACACUUAUCUAUAAUAACCAUCCAUACAGAGCUUUCCCUGUGCUCCUGCUAGAGUCGGUGCCCUGGUAUCUGCGACUUUAUAUUCACACACUCACUAUCACCAGCAAGUCACGUGAAAACAAACCAAGCUACAUUCACUACCAACCUUCAAAAGAUCGCUUGCGUCCUCAUCUUCUUGAGAUGCUCGUACAGUUACCCUCUCAUUCAGUCACUGAGGUGACGGUGCAGUUUGAACGAGCUCUACUCAAAUGGACAGAAUACACUCCAGAUCCAAACCAUGGUUUCUAUGUCGGAUCGUCUGUGAUAAGUGCUCUCGUGCCAAGUGUUGUUGCCAUGGACAUCAAUAGCACUCAGGAGCGCCCACUUUUCAGCAGCUUUUUCCAUGCCAAAGAGGAGUCAAGCUACUUUAUGCGUGUGUACACCGAACCUUUGCUGGUUAAUUUGCCCACACCUGAUUUCAGCAUGCCCUAUAAUGUUAUCUGCCUCACCUGCACAGUUGUGGCUGUGGCCUACGGCUCUUUCUACAACCUACUGACCCGCACUUUCCAGGUGGAGGAGCCGAGCCCACCGCUAGCUAAACGGCUAGCCAACGUAAUCCGCCGCAUGCGGGGAGUGCCACCGCUGUGAAGGACAUGAAAUUAACUUUGUAGUUUAUUGAGCAGCUUAAUCUGUGGACAGCUUGAUUUGGGGGAACCCUCAAGUGUGUUUUUUUUUUUUUUUUUUUUUUAUGUAAACAUGGCUGAGAGGAGAAAUAGUCCAUGGAGAAUGCUGCAAUGUAAAGCUUUACCAAGAACCAAUUGUUAUGGGUCUGUGGUUUUUGUAUCUGUUAACACUGGAGAAAAUGAACUAUUUAAUUUUAAGGCAAAAGGGAUUCAUUUACAUCUGGGUAUUUUAAAAUUGUACCAUUUUGUGUAUUGGCAGUUGCUUAUUCCAUUCAUCUAGAAGAUAAACUUGCAACAGAGUGGAAUGUGAAACCUGUUGGAUUACUGUACUUUGGGAAUAAGAAAGCCAUUGUUCAUUCUAUUCUGGAAAUCCAGUGAAGAUGGAAAACAGAAUGGCGAGUGAAAUCAAGCAAAAAAAAAAAAAUCCUUAAGUGUAUUGUACCAAUGUUGUUACUGUGAAUUUGCUUACCCUUGGAACUAUAAGCCUUGCUUAUUUCUUAGAAAAAGGGCCUUUAAUUGGGAGAUUGUUUUAACUGGCCUGUGAUGAGCACACAGUUGUAUGUGUAAACCAGACAGGAAUCUAAAAUGUACUAAAUUGACCCUUCUGUGAUUUUAUAGAGCACAGGAAUGUAUGACAUUUUUAAAUUGACGUACUCCGUCAGCAAUAGAACUAUAUUUACUAAAGUGGUUAGAGAAUGACAUGUUCACCUAGGACUAUUGUUUUUGGCAGUCACUGCUCUGACGCAUACUUGGACCCAGACAGCAUAAAUUUAAAUUGAUCAGUUGGUAGAAUGUAAUAAAAUGUACUAGUAAUCACAGGAAACAUCUGGUAAAUGUAAAUUGUACAUACUUUAGAUUGUCAGGACCCUGCACUAACAUUUAUAAACAUCUGUAAGUGACUUAAGGUGACAUACCUACUGAAUGGUGAUGUAACUGUUCAUACGGUAAGUAAGAACCUUAAUUUAAGAAGUUUUCCCUGUCUGCCUUAUGCAAAUGAGGUUGUACAGAAAAGUUAACACUUAGCUCUAACCUGUGGUUAAUAGACUCAAUGACAGUUGGCUUGUGUGUCUCAGUUUGAUUAAUCCCUAGACAGUUUGCAUUCCUCUGAACUUGGAGACGAAUGAUCCAUUUCCUUUUCUACCUAGCAGAGUCUAUCAUCAAGAUAACAAAUACCUAAAAUUCCUUAUUUUUCUUUUCUGAGAAACCUUUCACAUGCUGCUAUAUUUUCUCUGUCUGGCCCUCUAGAGGUGCUGCCAAGCUCUAGGAGACGUUGGACACAAAAAGCCUUUUCUUUGCUCACUGUUCCCACAUAUUUAGGUUGCAAGUCAAGCCCAAGACGUCUUUUACAUUCCUAAACACUGAUGUUAGUAUGAAGACAGCUAGUAACAUCGGUCAUAGCAAGAUGGAGUAGUCAUAUGAAGAGAGAGAAAUUUUCACAUUUGUUCAGGCUUUGGAACUUGACUUUAAAACUACCAAUAAUUCUACAUGCCAUGAUUGGGGUUUAUUCCUGUGUUUUAAUAAAUAAAAUCCACUGAAGUGUACCAAAAUAUACAA
This is a messenger RNA of Neoarius graeffei (lesser salmon catfish), 3567 nucleotides long. It is a transcript of the gene pigt, whose product is annotated as phosphatidylinositol glycan anchor biosynthesis, class T. Bases 32 to 1978 code for a protein of 648 amino acids. The record is from RefSeq and is a predicted model, not a curated record. NCBI's taxonomy places the organism in Eukaryota, Metazoa, Chordata, Actinopteri, Siluriformes, Ariidae. Gene Ontology annotation, biological process: attachment of GPI anchor to protein. The transcript has 12 exons. Gene Ontology annotation, cellular component: GPI-anchor transamidase complex.